GGAAAGGUCUGCGCCGCCGCCACCCACUGCCACCAUCGCCGCCACCGUUACCUAAUCAGAUCCCUGUCCUCGGCUGGAAUGCUUGCUUAUUCCUUCAAAAGGUUUUAAAGCAGAGACACAGGAGCAGAAAAUUUCAGAAUGCCGUCUGAAAGGUGCCUCAGUAUUCAAGAAAUGCGGACAGGCCGGAGGCUUUGUCAGUCCGAUUCUCACCACGAUGCUGUCCUGGCAGCCUUGAAUCAGCAGAGAAGUGAUGGUGUUCUCUGUGAUGUCACCCUCAUAGCUGAAGAGCAGAAAUUCCAUGCCCACAAGGCUGUCCUAGCAGCGUGCAGUGAUUAUUUCCGAGCAAUGUUCAGUCUAUGUAUGGUGGAAAGUGGAGCUGAUGAAGUAAAUUUACAUGGGGUGACUAGCCUUGGCUUAAAGCAAGCUCUGGAGUUUGCAUACACAGGACAGAUUCUGUUGGAGCCAGGAGUGAUCCAGGAUGUAUUAGCAGCUGGAAGUCAUCUUCAGCUACUGGAACUCCUCAAUUUGUGUUCCCACUAUCUCAUCCAGGAAUUAAAUAGCUUUAAUUACUUGGAUCUGUACAGACUUGCUGACCUCUUUAAUCUCACUUUGCUGGAGAAGGCAGUGAUCGAUUUUUUAGUGAAACACCUCUCUGAACUCCUGAAGAGUCACCCUGAAGAAGUUCUAACACUUCCUUAUUGCCUUCUUCAAGAGGUCCUGAAGAGUGACCAGCUGACGUCCUUAAGUGAAGAACAAAUCUGGCAGCUAGCAGUGAGGUGGUUGGAACACAACUGCCAUUACCAGUACAUGGAUGAGCUCCUCCAGUACAUUCGUUUUGGUCUAAUGGAUGUGGACACUCUUCAUACGGUUGCACUGUCUCAUCCUCUGGUCCAAGCCAGUGAGACAGCAACAGCCCUCGUCAAUGAGGCCUUGGAGUACCACCAGAGCAUCUAUGCACAGCCAGUGUGGCAGACGCGAAGGACCAGACCUCGCUUCCAGUCAGACACACUCUAUAUCAUUGGUGGGAAAAAACGUGAGGUCUGUAAAGUCAAAGAACUCCGGUAUUUUAAUCCAGUCGACCAAGACAAUGCCCUAAUAGCAGCAAUAGCAAACUGGAGUGAACUGGAACCGAUGCCUGUGGGCAGAAGCCACCACUGUGUUGCUGUCAUGGGGGACUUCCUCUUUGUAGCAGGGGGGGAAGUAGAGCAUGCUACUGGCCGGACAUGUGCUGUACGGACUGCCUGUCGCUAUGAUCCCCGUAGUAACUCUUGGGCUGAGAUCGCUCCCAUGAAAAAUUGUCGGGAACAUUUUGUGCUGGGAGCAAUGGAUGAAUAUCUCUAUGCUGUAGGAGGCCGCAAUGAACUUCGUCAAGUUCUGCCUACAGUUGAGCGAUAUUGUCCCAAGAAGAACAAAUGGACUUUUGUACAGUCCUUUGACCGGUCCCUUUCAUGUCAUGCAGGAUAUGUGGCAGAUGGUCUUCUUUGGAUAUCAGGUGGGGUAACUAAUACUGCACAAUAUCAGAACAGACUAAUGGUGUAUGAACCCAACCAGAAUCAGUGGAUCAGUCGAAGCCCCAUGCCACAGAGAAGGGUGUACCAUUCCAUGGCUGCUGUCCAGAGGAAGCUGUAUGUUCUUGGGGGCAAUGACCUGGACUAUAAUAAUGAUCGCAUCCUUGUGAGACAUAUAGAUUCUUAUAACAUAGAUACAGACCAGUGGACGCGCUGCAAUUUCAACCUGUUAACUGGUCAAAAUGAAUCCGGAAUUGCUGUCCAUAAUGGAAGAAUAUAUUUAGUUGGUGGCUAUUCGAUUUGGACAAAUGAGCCUCUGGCAUGUAUCCAGGUUUUGGAUGUUAGUAGAGAAGGCAAAGAAGAGGUGUUCUAUGGACCUACACUUCCUUUUGCUUCCAAUGGAAUAGCAGCAUGCUUCCUUCCAGCUCCAUAUUUCACAUGUCCUAACCUCCAAACCCUGCAAGUGCCUCAUCACAGGAUUGGUAAUGUCUGAGCAUCCCAGAUGUGCUGUUUCACACAAGUCAAGAGCAGGAGGAAAGAAAAGAAGAAGGUCACUGAAGCUCGACUAUUCGAUUGACUGUGGGCAUUGAGAAUGGAAGGAGUCAGUGCUCAGUGCUUCCUUGUCUUCUUGUUUUACACAUCUGUCUUAAAUUCAGAUACAUGGUAGUAAAAAAAAUCAUUUUCUAAAAUAUAUUCUUGAAAAACUCCCGUCAUUUUUUUCUCCUUUAUCACAUGUCAACAUACCAUAUGGUACAUGAUUUUUGUUUUAAUCGUGGUAUGGCCCAGUGACAACCUGUUACUUGCCUUUAUGUGGCCCCAUGUGUCUUUAAAUACAUUCCCCACAUGUCCUUCCAAGUUAGUGUUGUCCAGGAUUAUACAAUACUAUGUUAGCUGUGCAAAUUUAUUUCUUGCUAAUGACAUCACUGAUUGAACAAAAUAAUGGAUCUUUCAGUAUUAAACUUUUCACCGCUAAAAAAAACAAACAAUAACAACCAAAAAACUAUUACCUAUCCCCAUUGAGUAGAGGCUCUGCAUCACAGUAUGAUAAAUUUUUAAAUGUCAUAUUUUAUACAGGUAAUCUAAGAAUAACAGAAUGGAAAAAGGCUGGGGAAAAAAAGCCAGAAAAUUCUGAAUUCUUACACUAUUUUACUCACUCUGUGACCCUGGGCAAAAAGCAUAACCUUUCUCAAAUUUUAAGCUUCUGUAUUGUUUAAGCAGUGUAAUUAUCUCCUCUUUCCAUGCCAAAAGGAUGUUUUGAAGAUAAGACAAGCACUGUGAAGUGUUUUGACUUCUUAAGGAAAAAAAAUGUACUCCUAAAUUACAAGAUAUCACUACUGUCUUCACGAUCAUGUCACUGAGCACAGGGAGUACAGAUUCUUCUUAUGUUGAAAAAUGACCAGAUCCAACUUGAAAAGUAUGAAGUAUAUAAGAAAAUGUAUACAAAUAGUAGAUAGUCAUUAGGAUGAAGAGAGUUUACUUACUCCAUCUAUCUCUAACCUUGUACAAAUCCUUGCCUCAAGUAAUAGCUAUGAAACGUCCCUCAUUCAAACUCUGUUCAGUGAAAGAUGACAUUUAAAAGCUUAAAAAAAUUAGUUUGCGCUAAUUACAUACCAUAAAGUGCUUUGGCAUAAAUUUGAACCUAGAAAAGGCAGUUCUAAAGAAUUUAAAAGUUUUCUUACUUUAUUAAAGGUUAUGUCAGUCUUGAAUACUUAGGGGAUUCUUCUCCACCCUUUCCAUCCAUAUUUUAUUAUUAAUACUCUUAAUAAUGAAUUGGAAAUCUCUUUUCAGACCACAUUUGUAUCCUCUUUAUGUAAAAAAUAAAACAAACACUGCUUUCCACCUCCACAAACCCUACUAUUCAAAUACCAUAUCUGAUGUAUCAAUCCAAUAGGUAUAAAGAGUUUGUCUGAUCUAACUAUGAGCUAAUUUGCCUUUAUUGAGUUAAGAUUUUACUAUGACCCAUUUGUCCCCUAUAUAUUUUAAUUGCUCGCUGAUCCAAGACUCAUUUAAUAGGACACUGACAUUUUAUUCAUCCCAGUAUUUCCUGCACACUCAAUUGAAAGGAGUCAUGUAUUUAAUGAAUCAAAUCCUCAAUAAUAGCAAUGACUAAAUGCUGUUUCCCAAAAAUCACCAAAGCAUUGAAAGAAUUUUAAAAUAAAAAGUCAGCUCUUAGAUAUUAAUCUUUUAAAAGACAUCAUAUAGUAAAAUAUCCACUAAUUAGAAUCUUAUUUUGUUGUUGUUGGGGUGGGGAAGAGAGAUGCUAUAUUUUAGAAAAAAGAACAAAUCAUGUCAAAAGUACUUAUUAAGGGCCUCUUAUGUGCCAGAUACUGGUAAGCACUGAACAUACAAAGAUAGGCCAAAAAAAAAAGUCCCUUUUUUUCAAGGGGCUUAGUCUAAUAAGAGAACAAGUUUGAGAGCGAUGAUUUAGUUUUACUGUUGCUCUUUAAAGAUAAAAACUACCAGAACAUCUCUUUGAGCUCUGGACAACGAGAGUGAUUUAUAUCAUCCCUAGUCAUCAAAGAGAUUCAGAGAUACCUUACUGAAGGUGAAAUAUCAUUUCAGAGGAAAUCUGAGCCAGGUUGAAAACAAAACAAAAAUAAGAGACAAGAAACAGAAAGGAGCUUGGAGUUAGCCUUCAUUAACCAGAAAUUCAACACAUCACAUUAGCACAGUUCCCAAGAAUUCUAGCGAAAUGGGACUUUCCUCUAAGUACAGUGCAGCAUGUGACUCCUCUCCCAUCUCAGGCCCAAGUCCCAGCAGAUUUACCUGAGAGAAAACAGGAGUAUCAAUUUGCAUUUACUGACAUUGUUUCAAAUGAUACAGGGUUAUAGAAGGUGGGGAGACAAGCUUGUGUAGCAAAAGGAAACUAAACUAGGAUAAUGGACAACUACAAAUAAUGACAGACAAGAAUCCUUACAUAUCACCAAAACAAAACCAAAAAAAAUUUUGCUAGUUUAUGUAUGUCAGUUUAAGUAUUUAAACUGGAUUCAUGUUAAAGAUCUUUAAAUACUUAUUGAUAGUUUUUUUUUUCUGCUAUAAGUUUUACUUCUGGCUAAACAAGAUGACAAAGUGCAAUCACACUCUUCUAUUUAAAUCCAAAAAUUCCAUGAAAUUCAUAAUGUUGCUUCACCCCACAUGAUUAAUAAAGAUUAACCCUUUGGAAGGAACCUUUAAAACAGCAAGUUUGGGCUAUGUGACCAUUGUUCUGAAACCAGAUUCCUCUGAAAUGGACCAGAUGUGUAUUUUCCAUUGGAAGGCAUUAUUCAUCUUAAACUUUUUCAUCUCCAUAGCUUCCAUUUUUGCAUUAAAAUAAAAGGAAAUUAUAAAAUUUGCAAAAUAUUAGGGAUUAAAUUAUGUAAAUAUUAAGCCUAUAUCUUCUCAUGCAUUAUACAUGAACUUCCUUCCCAUUUCAAAUUAUUCUGUGGUGUUGCAAUAUUUUGCUUAACAUCUGAAUUGAAAUGAAGCCAGCAUAGGGUCAGCAUCCAGCAUCGUGUUUGGGAGAUCAAGAGACAGAAAAGUCUGUCAUUGUAAUCAGUGCAGCAUGCACCUGGUUGAGAGACCUCAGACACCUGGACACACUUUAUUUCUGAAUUUUUUCUUCAAAGUUCAGCCUUGAGAAUAAAAGUUCUUUCCUUUGUUUCAUCAUUUGUUCAUUUGUUUGUUGGCACAUUUGUUCAUUCCUCCCUCUGCCCUCCGUUUCCUUCCUUCACUGUGUUAUUUCUCAACUACUGCAAUAACUAGACAACUAUCAAGCUACCUUUGCCUUAAACUUCACUUAAAUGACAUGAAGAGUUGGUGAUUGAAGUUACUGUAGUUAAGGCCCAGUCCAGCUUUCAUUUAUCAUUGCGUUAAAAAUUUAUCACAGAAAGCAGACUAGGAAACAACUUAAAAGUAACAGGCAUUGUGCAGACAAAGUUUUCUUACAUAUAUACAUUUGCAAUGUAUACGUUUGGUUGUCCAGGAUCUUCUGCCAAAGCACAAUUCAUAAAGAUAAUACUAGGAAUAGCUGUAGUCAUAACAAACCUUUUUAUUAAAAAGAAACCAUUCCUACUUUUGACUUUUUAUUCAGGAUCUGAUCUGUAUGUUACCAAUUAGAUUAUUAGGUUCUGACUCUCAGAUUUAUCAUUCUCCCCAGAAUGGUUCUGAAAAGGGAUAUCCUUUUGGUGGGGGUGACUCCUAUUUGUCAUUUGCCUUAUGGACAUUUGCUCUUUAAACAUGGAGUCUGUGGCUAGAGAUUUUGGGGAAAUCAUAUUUCCAAGAAAAUGAAGUUCUUCCCAUUGCAAUAACACAAAAGAAAAAGUGAGAAGUGGAAUUAGUGGAAUUUAGCCGAUUGUGAUCUGCUAAAAAUGCUACAUGUGAGCAGGAAAGGGAAAGCACACAUGCACAAUUGUUAAGAAGCAAAGCACUUUUGCACAGUUAACAAGAAUUUAUUAAGCACCUACUGUGCACCAGGCGCUGUGAUUGGCUGGGGCUACAAGGGACAGCUUAAAGAAUAGGUCAAAAUUGGAAUAUGAUGUAGAAGGGGAACCUCUGUUCUAAUAUAAUCCAUUCAUCUAUUCUUUCCUGCCCAUGAAGAAAAAGUAAUACCCCAAAAGAAACAAGAUGUGUCACAAGAAAACAAAUGUUCAAGAAGGAAUUUAGCUAAACAACGGAUUAAAUGUUGACCAUCCUGUCUUAGUAAAGGAUUUUUUUCAAGGAGGUACAGGCUGCCACAACUUUUAUCAAAUUUCUUGUUUGUUUUUUUUUGAUGGAAGUUUCUUGAUUAGAUGCUAAUUAACAGACCCUGAACCAUAAAAUAAAUCUGGAUGUCUAAUAAAAUUCUGCUAUUCAUUCAUCACA
This is a messenger RNA of Phascolarctos cinereus (koala), 6347 nucleotides long. It is a transcript of the gene KLHL32, whose product is annotated as kelch like family member 32. The record is from RefSeq and is a predicted model, not a curated record. Gene Ontology annotation, molecular function: protein binding. Lineage: Eukaryota; Metazoa; Chordata; Mammalia; Diprotodontia; Phascolarctidae.